AUGCCGAUCCCAGGGGACAGCCCCCAGGCUCCCGCGCCCGGUCCCCAGUCGCCCACCGCUGCCGAGGUCAACAGCCAGCUCGAGCGUCGCGCCAACAUCAUCCACAAGAUGAUGACCAUGGACAUCCAGAUCAUGGAGUCCCUGAAGGAGCUGAUUGAGGAGGAUGUCGAGCGCAUCCUCGCAAGUACCGAACGCGGGUUUGAAUCGGCCGACGAAUUUUUCGCCCACUCACUGGGCGUCGAGGCCGCCCAGCUGGCCGCGGCGCUGCUCUCACUCAAGGAGGACUACGAGGGCAUCCUCACGGCGUUGCUGGCGGCGCCGCGAUUAAAGGAGGUCCCGGCGACCGGGAGUUCCCCCGGGUCGAGUGCCGCCCCGCCCCGGUCGCCAGCCCUCCAGAGCGAGGGGGAGCUCCUGCAGCAGCUCCAAAAGCAGAUUUCCUCCAUGACCUCCGAGCGGGCCUUCCUCUACCACGACCUCGAACAAUCCGAAGCCGGCCGCCGGAAGAUCUCCAGCGACAUGCUAGACCUGAAGAAGGCGCACAACUCCCUGCUUCGCCAGCACCAGCAUGAGUUGGUCCGUGCGCGCGAGGAGCACCUUUGGGAAAUGGACCAGCUGAAGAGCGAUCAUGAGCGGGAGAUCCUGCUUCUCCAGCGCCAGCUGGAGGCCCUGACUGCGGCUACCCAAUCGCUGCUUCACCCGGAUCCCCACCGGCCAAUGUCUCCGGAGGGCGCUUCCCAAGCCCCGAUCGCCGCCAGUGCGCCGGACACGGUGGCCCCGUCAUCCACCUCGGCCGGGGCCACGCCCAGCCACACCCCCCCGGGCCCCGAGGCUGAGCCCUCCCCGGGACUGCGUUCGCCCGCGACCACCCCCUCCCGGGGGGAGGGCCCCCCCAUGGGCCCGGUGGCCCCGACCCGAGACGACCUCUUCUUCAGCCUGGCCUCGCAGGCGGCCACCAUCCUGGAGGAUGAGAUCCUGCACAUCUCCGACCUGAACCGCUUCGACAUCAUCUCCUUCAUCGAGGCCACCCUGGCUCGCCCGGUGCGACUUCACCCGGCCGGCGGGGCCGCCCCGCCGGGCCCCAUCAUCACCGGCAGCCUGGCCCCUCGCUCGCCCUCGCCCUAUGAGGGCCCCGACGGGCUGGCCGGGCUGGCCGGGCUGCAUGGCCUCCCCGGCCGGCCGGGCAUGGGCCCCAGCGAGGGCAGCACCUCCCCCUUGUCCAUCCGAAGCACCCUGUCCGACCAUUUCAUCCUGACCCCCGGGCCCGAGGGGGCCCUCUUCUCCAGCCGCCGGCCCUCGCUCUCGAGCUUGGAGCUGCUCAAGGCCGACCCCUUUGUCGGGGACCUGGUCGGUCAGCCGGAUGAUGGAGCCGUCGACACGUCGACGGCCGUGGCACUGGCCGCGGCCGAGGCUGCUGCCGCGCUGGCCGAGAGCCGCGCCGCCGCGGCCGAGGCCGCCGCCGCCGAGGCCGCCGCCGCCGCCGGCCAACAGGCUGCCACCAUCGAGGUCCAGCGUGUCAUGCUGCGCAUGCUCCUGACCCCGGCCGAGGUCCCUGACCCCGGGAGCUGCCUGGCCGAGCGCUUUGCCCCGGAGCACCUUCCCCACCUGUCGGCGGCGGUGCUGCACCUGGCUCGCGAGGGCAUCCUCCAGGCAACCGGCCUGCCCGUGGGGCUGGGCUCCGAUGACCGGCUCCUCGCCGGCUGCCAUGACUUCUGCCAGGCACUGACGGCUGCCUUGCAGGCGGCCAGCUCCAGCACGGCCCCCGCGGCCGGCCCGGCUUCCGGCAAAAUCGCCAGCAGCCCGGCCGCCCGGCUGGCAUCCACGCCUGGCGCGUCUGCCGGGGCCAGCCCCUCCCGGUCGCCGGUGGCCGGGCUGCCGCCCUCGCCGUCGCCCUCGAGCCGGCGCUCGGCCGUCGCCCCCCUGGCGCCCCCGAGCACCCACAGUAUCGGCGUGAGCUCCUCCCAGGGCACCAGCCUCGAGGACAUGCCCCACCUGCUGCUCCAACACUCCGGGGCCUCCUCCCAUCGGGAUCUCUUCCUGGCGGGCCCGGCGGAGGCUGGCGGGUCCUCGUGCACCAGCCUCGGCUCCCUGCCGCCGGGGCUGGCCCUGGCCGAGAUCCCGCCCUUCGCCGGGGCCCCCGGUAAGGCCGCCGCCGGGCCGGGGGCUGGCUCGUCCCUGGCCACCGGGCCGUCCUCGAUGGCGGCGGCCGCGCUCCCGGUCAGCCCGCGGCCCCUUCGCCGUGCCCACAGCUUUGACCUGCUGCAGCCGGCCCCCGGCCACGGGCCCGACUCGCAGUCGGACUUGGAGUACUCGCAGUCGGACUUCCUGGUGGAAAGCCGCGGCACCCAUGGGUCCCUGGCCAGCCUCAACGCCGGGCCCGGGCGCCCGGCCCCCGGGCUCAGCGAGCGUGCUCACUCGGAUGUCACCCCGGCCGCCAUGGCCCGGCUCAAUGGCCUGGCCACCAUCAAGCGCGUCCCCGCGUCGCAGCACCCGCGCGCCCUGCGCGCCAUGCCCUCCCUCCCCCGGCCCAUCAUCACCCCGCUUCCGGCACAGGUGGUCGCCCAGCUGGAUGACCCCAGCUCUGCCGGCAUCGACCACUUGUAUGAGGCUGGCCAGCUCCGGGCCGCGGCGCCGGGCCCGGAGCAGCCCCUCUCGGCCCGCGGGCCGGGCACCCCGGCGGCCUCCAUGUCCGAGCUGUCCGCCUCGUGCUCGUCCUCCCGGCUGGCCGGCCUCGCGGCCGGGGCCGGCCCCAGCGGCAGCUUCGGCAUCGGGACCUUCGCCCCGGCGGAGCCCAGCUCCGGCGACAUGUCCGACGAGGGGGCCCUCCCCUGGACUCACGGCUCGCAGCAGAGCCUCCCCUCGCAUCCCAGCCCGGAUGAUGGACACGGCGUCACCCACUUGCGGGAGGAUGAGCCCGGGCCCCUGGCCAGUGGCGGCCGGCCCUUCGUCAAGAACCCCGGGUCGGCCUUCAGCAUCGAUCUCUUCGACCUGAUCGAGCGCGUCAGCAGCCGGACCCUGGAUGAUCAGAUUUACGAGACCACCGGCCGGGGCGUCGGCUUUGGCCAGUCCAAUGCCCCGCCGACUCCCAAUGCCCUGGAGGCGCUGAUG
Fonticula alba is the source of this 3105-nucleotide messenger RNA. RefSeq lists its product as hypothetical. The annotation marks the transcript as partial. Lineage: Eukaryota; Rotosphaerida; Fonticulaceae. The record is from RefSeq and is a predicted model, not a curated record. The transcript has 3 exons.